Cannabis sativa is the source of this 1693-nucleotide messenger RNA. RefSeq lists its product as uncharacterized. The record is from RefSeq and is a predicted model, not a curated record. The coding region runs from base 349 to 1449 and encodes 366 amino acids. NCBI's taxonomy places the organism in Eukaryota, Viridiplantae, Streptophyta, Magnoliopsida, Rosales, Cannabaceae. The transcript is spliced from 5 exons.
GCCCAUAUAGUGGUCAUAUGUAUUAUGCGGCAUAUGAGAGAGAAGAAAAAGAUGAUAAAAUGUUUCCAAAAUGAGCACAGUGCUCUUUCAAAUUUUAAUAAUUGGCUAAAUAUAUUAGGUGGGGAACAAUUGAAACAAUUAUUUUUGUUGAUGCCAUUGCUGGCAAAGUGGUUCUCUGUCGACAAUAUCUAUCUAUAAAUAUAAUUAAACAGCUUUAGGAAAAGCCAAAAACACAAACUAUAAGAUAUAGUAAGUACAGUGCCACAACGCAUUGAAGCACCAAAAGAACACAGAAAGCUCCUGCCUGCCUACCCCAAAUUUUAUAGUAUCUUCCCUCUUUGGGGAUCGAUGGAAAGAGAAUAUAUUAUGGAGUUGUUAAAGGGAAUUGUGGCUCCAGUAUUGGUAUUGGGGAUGGGGUUGGUGGUGUCAUGGGGGUACAAGGCAGUAAUAUCAGUAGUGAGACCACCGCCACCCAAAAUAUGUGGGUCGUUAGAGGGACCACCGAUUACUGCUCCAAGAGUUAAGCUAAGGGAUGGAAGGUAUUUGGCUUACGAGGAAUUUGGAGUCCCUAAACAACAAGCCAACUAUAACAUCAUAUUCAUUCAUGGCUUCUCUUCCUCCAGACAUGGACCAUCAAUUCUUUCCACUGAUCUUUCUCCUCCGGAUAUUAUUGAAGAACUAGGUGUUCACAUAGUGGGAUUUGACAAACCAGGGUAUGGAGAAAGUGACCCAGAUCCUAACCAAACAGUGAAGAGUUUGGCUUUGGAUAUAGAAGAGCUUGCUGACCAUUUGGGACUUGGAUCCAAAUUCUAUGUGCUUGGAAAUUCCAUGGGUGGCCAAGCUGUUUGGGGUUGCCUCAAGUACAUCCCUAAUAGACUUGCAGGAGCAGGACUAAUUGCCCCUGUUAUAAACUAUCGAUGGCCAUCAUUCCCUGCUAAGUUAUGGAAAGAGUGCUAUUCAAGACAGCCAAAAGAAGAUCAAUGGGCACUAAGAGUUGCUUACUACAUCCCAUGGCUAACCUAUUGGUGGAACACUCAAACUUGGUUCCCUUCUUCCACAGUUAUAAGUGGAAAUCCUAUCAAUAUCUCUGCUCAAGAUCACCAAAUCUUGAACAACUCACUCUCAAAAAUGACUCCAGAAAAGGAAAAGCACAAGCAACAAGUGGCACAACAAGGACAAUUCGAGUCGUUUCAUCGAGCAAUGAUGGUUGGAUUUGGGAAGUGGGAGUUCGAUCCAAUGGAUUUGAAGAACCCUUUUCCCAACAAUGAAGGAAGAGUCCAUCUAUGGCAAGGAGAGGAAGAUAAGCUUGUCCCAUUGGAGCUUCAACGUUACAUUGUUGAUAAGCUUCCAUGGAUUCACUACCAUGAGUUGCCUGGUGCUGGUCAUUUUUUUAUAAAUGCUCAUGGAAUGGGUCAAGCUAUCUUAAACCAAUUCUUAAUUCACAACUAGAUUAUAAUGCUCACUUUAGUAUUAUUCUAUAAUUAUUAUGAGAGGAGGGAAUUAAUUAAUGGACUGAAAAUAGUUUUUAUUAAGUACCCAAUGUGUUAUUUUUGUUGUGAGUUUUCUUGUGACAUGCUUAGAGCAUCUUCAAUAUAAUAAGUAUGGUGAAUAUGUAUAUAUUUUUGGAAAUUAUUCCAUAUAUACUCUUUUUUUUAAUUUUUUUUUUUUUAAAUUUACUGUUUGGGUUUCUAAA